Carcharodon carcharias (great white shark) is the source of this 4457-nucleotide messenger RNA. Its product is annotated as CD166 antigen-like. The transcript has 16 exons. The record is from RefSeq and is a predicted model, not a curated record. The coding region runs from base 318 to 2069 and encodes 583 amino acids. Gene Ontology annotation, cellular component: plasma membrane. NCBI's taxonomy places the organism in Eukaryota, Metazoa, Chordata, Chondrichthyes, Lamniformes, Lamnidae. Gene Ontology annotation, biological process: cell adhesion.
GCUCCAGGAGCUUGGCUGCCCGAAUCCCAACCACAUCCACAGCUCCAGCUCUGUCACACUGACAGCGCUGGGCUACCGCUACCACCAACACACACACACACACACAGGCGGCCCGAUAUCACUGACAGCUAAACGGGACAUACGCUCGCAAGGAAAGUGGGCAAGAAACUUCCAGGGAGGAGAAAAAAAAAGUUUUCCCCCAUCUCCCACCCUACUUCCCCCCCACCCCCCCCUUCCCUCCACCCUCAAUCCAGUUUAUCGAGUCGUUUAAGUGAUCCGCAGCGAGUGAGGAAGAAAUACUGUCAACAGACGGGAAAAUGGGAGCGUCUGGCACUGGAAUCUUGCACCCGGUUUUGAUCCUUCUUCUGGGGUUAGGGAUGCAAGCACAAGCAAUGACCACGGUGACUGCAAUGGUUGGAGAUACUGUAACAUUGUUUUGUGAGGCGAACAGAGAUGGUGAUUUGUCCUUGGUGUCAUGGAGAAUGAAAGUAAGUGAAACGGACAAUGAACAACUAAUUUCAUUUUCACCAACUAAAAAUGCAGUAACAUACAAAGAGGUUUCUGGAUACAAGGACAGGAUAAUUAUGAAUAAGGACUACUCCUUAAAUAUCUCUAAUGUUGGAAUUCAGGAUGAAAAGAUAUUUUCCUGCUUCACCCUGGUGCAAUCAGACAUAAAUGAAGUUCCAGUCUCACUCAAAAUUUACAAAAAACCAUCUAAUCCUGAAAUUGUGGAACUAGCUGCAUUCUUAGAAGAAGGGAAACUACAGGAGGUUGGUGUGUGUGUUGUGAACAAUAGCUACCCUGUUGCCAACAUUACCUGGCAGCAUAAUUUUCAGAAUGUCGACCUCAGCAGCUCAGCCAAUGAUAGAGUUGUUACUAGUGAAAAAGGUUAUUACAACACAAUAUCUUCUCUGAAGUACACGUCAAAGAAGGGGGAGGGAAGAGUUUCUUUCACCUGCAUAGCAACUUACUUUGAAGACCAAGACAGAACAGCAUCUAAAAAAUCUUCGCCUGUCACUUUGUUUGUACACUACAAAACUUCAAAAGUUUCAUUGCAAGUGACCCCAGCGCAAGACGUCGAAGAAGGGACAAAUGUCACACUAUCGUGCUCGGGUGAUGGGUAUCCUCCACCAGACGCAUUCGUCUUCAUCAAAAAUGGAGAGGACAAACCUGUCAGCAUGGACCAGUAUGAACUGAUUAAUGUGACGCAAGAGGAUACCGGUGAAUACACAUGUUCACAACAAGAUAACCCUGACAUAAAGGAUGCUGUAAACAUCACUGUGCACUACUUGGCUUUGACUGUGAAUCUGAGUGAAAAUGUCUCUAAGAUGGUUGGGGAGAAUAUGACCCUGGAAUGCAUUGCUAAGUCUUCUGGAACUGUGGAUGUUACCCUGAUGAAAAAGAAUAAGGUUUUCCCAAAUCCCUUCAUGGUGGAGUCACUGCAGUACGUGCAUUCUGGUAGUUAUACCUGCUUAGCCAAAAUAAAGGAAGUGAAGGAAAUGAAGAGAGAAAAAACAGUAAUUGUACGAGUGGAAGGAAAGCCAAGGAUAAAUAAGUUGACAAAGAAGGUUGUGAACAAUGCUAAAGUGAUCAGCUGUGUUGUGGAAGGAUUCCCCAAGCCCACUGUGCAGUGGAGCAUCAAUGGGACAUCUCCAAGAGAAGAAUCAGUAAAGGACAAAAAAUCACAGUGGAACCACAGGAUAACAGUACAGCCUUCAGAGAACAUUACAGUAACAUGCACAGCCAUAAACCCCCAUGGACAGGAUCAAGAUACAGUGAAUCUAACUGCCAUGCGAUUCAAGGAACCAGUGGAUGAAACUCUUGAACAAGACCCUUUAGACCCAAACAAUAAGAAUGACAACAGCAAAGGCAAUGACCAGGCCAAGGUGAUAGUGGGAAUCAUCGUAGGCCUACUAAUAGCUGCAGUCAUCGCUGGUGUGGUUUACUGGUUGUACAAAAAGAAAAGCCCAACAUCAAAAACCAAAACCAACGAAAGAGGCACAGCUGAUGAGAUCAAAAAGAUAAAUAAGGGAGAUAACAACCACACAUCAGGUUCCUCAGCUGUAUAACUGCGUUGCCUCAACAAGCCAGGGAAAGAAAACAUCUAUUAAGAUACAGAUUGGCCAAGGACAUGAUUGCCAUUGAAACAGUGAAUUGCAAGAUAUGCUGAAAUCGGCAGCGAGUUGAAAUUGCCGUGCUCCACCACCACUGGCAAUGCCUUAUCUCUAAGACACAGAAAUACAAAUAUCUCCAGCUGCAUAUCCAAAUAUUUUUAAUGAAACACAUUGAAUCUGUUUGUUACUCUGAGGGCUGAAAUCACAUUUUACUUGAGCAGUUGUACACAAGGGGAAAUUAUCUCCUUUCAGAUACAAUGGUGAGGUAAAUAUGCAGUAACUUUUCAUUGCAUUCAACACAUAAAGCACAUGAUUAAUAUUAGGAAGAGGUGACUGAGAUAUUUCUUACUCACACUAAGGGACUCAGUCCUCUAAGGGAUAAUGUAAACUGCCCCAUUGCAACAAGUGAGGGUUUUUUUAAAAAAAUGUGUUUCAUUGUUUUGAAUAUCUGCACUGAUGUGUUUGCUUUAAAUGUUAAUAUAAUUUUCCAGGGGGUGGUGAAUGCUUUCAUAUGCCAUUUCCUUAUGGCAUUGGUUUAUGGGUUAAUGUGGUCAUACUUCAAAUGUAUUUUUUUAAAUAUUAGCUUCAGGUUAAUUUCCAUGGCAAUUCUGGGCAGUAAGAGUUGGUACAAAGCAAGAAAUCCACCAGUUGAGUUGAUAAACAUUGUUACACUUCAGUGGAACUUCCAUUAUCCUCAAUGGAGGAAAUCCUUAGCAGAUAACUAAAUCUCUGAAUUUUAGUAUUGGAUGUGUGGUACAGCAAUCACGUAGAAAUGGGAAGGAAGAUAAGUAACUAUAUAUUGAAUUUAAACGUUCUGGGUUGCAAAGUUUAUUUAUGUUGGGGGAGGUUGAGCUUAAUGAGCUGUUGGAAAAGGGCAACAACUCAUGCAAUGCUUUAAGCCUUCAAAUAUUCUGAUACUUAAUCAGGCUGAUUGAUAUCAGAGCACAGAUAAUGGAGGUUCCACUGGCUCUCAUCAAUUACUGGCUUGCAUUUAAAUUUUCCUGAUCUUUGUCUCAGCCUUGCUGCUAGUUUAACCAACUAGUUGCACAGCGUUAAGCACUCUGUGUAAUGGCCAAUUUCAAUUUGGUAGAAUAUGUCUGUUUUUACAGUGAUGUAUCCUCCAGCCCUCACACUCGCAUUAUGUUGGAAAAAAGCGCAUUCACAUAUUUUCAUCCAUUGUGCCACCCAACAGGACUGGAAAAAGGGAAGAGAUGUGUGCUCAAUUAAUGCAUCUUUUUAUACUAAUCUUAACUGAGGCAUCUACAGAUAAUGUUCUUAAAUAGUGUCAUAGAGCAGAUGGUAUCCAAGAAGGUAUGAAAAAUAUUAGAAGCCAAAUACAAAUGAUAAAUAGGAAUCCAGCUAUUUUGUUUACAAGCACGCAACUAAAUCAUUUGACAACUCAGCAACUUGGUUUAUGGCAUUUGUGCAUUAUGUAGACAAAUGAGCAAAAACAUUGAGGAUGGGAAAAGUGUAGCAUUGUAAAUACACCCAAUGAAGGUGUUUACAAUGUCAUUGCGCGCUGACUGGAUCCCUAUAUGGAUUUGACCAAACAAAAAUGGGUUUUUUGUUAAGAUAAAUGAAAGUUGAAGCUAGCAAUUAAACAGGUGUUUAAUUUACCAUAAAUGUACUAUAUGUCUGGACAUUGUGGGAUGUCUGAAUACACAUGAAUGCUAAGAUUGUGCACGUUUAAGGAAUUUAUUCACUUAGUUUCUGUGGUGACCUGAUAUAUGGGCUACUUUUUUCUUUGCAAACUACAAUCUUCAUUUCUGUGAUGCCCCUUAUUUCAUGUACUGGAGUGAGAUUUAGACUUAAAAUAUUCGCCAGAUGUUUGUUGUAGCACAUUCACAGAGGUUGUGAACCCUUAGAAAUUCACUUACCUCUGCAGCAUAUUUAUAUAUUACUGUAUGUUAGCAGUGCAGGCAAUUAACUAAAUUUGGGUCAUUUAAAAUGACAUAUUGCUCAUUAAUCCAUGAUAUGGUGAAUACUAUGUUUUUGUUAUAUAGGUACAUAAGCGUACACUAGAUGGAUCUAAUGGCUUCACAAAGACUUAUGUCUCAAAAUUACACACAUCUGGGGAAAAAUAACGAUGUCUUCUAAUCCUGCAACAUGAACCCACACAGCCCCACUCGUAUCAUUAACAAAAAUACGUUGGCGGUUGCAUGGAAAAGUGGAUGAAACUGUGUGCAAACAUCACUAUAAACCCCUGUAAUAAAAAUGGAAUUUAACUUAUUCGAUUAUAUGGCGGUGGCCCAAAUUAGUUAGCCUGAUUCCCUGUACAAAGACAGCCCAUGAUCUUUAAUCUUUCCAGUUUGCUAAAAAAAAUAAAUGUUUCGAAGCUUUAAA